CGCCGCGGGGAGAUGUUCUAGCUGCGAAGAAACCAGGAAAAAAGAAAAAGAUUUGGGUUAUCUAUUAAGGGAGGAAUCUCAAAAAUUGCUGGCGAAGCUCCCUUUUCGUGUUUCUCAUCUCCUCCAGCAAGAGAUCCGAUCCUCUCUGCUCUGUAUUGAUUCAUUCCUUCAAAUCGAACUUUUUCCAGUUCAAAAGCUCUUCUAAAAAAGUUUUAGAAUUGCAUCAUAGAGGAGCCCGUCACGGUGGUGGGCGUGUUGUAUUAGCAUAGCUUCUUCUGGCUCCGAUGGCUUCGGCGAAGUCGUCCCGAUCUAGGGCUUUGGGGCCCUCUGGCCUGGCGUCCUCGGGGAUUCAGCAUCUCGGAGGAUCGAUUCCUGGAUCCCAGGAGAGCGGUGUGCAGCUUUCCGAUAAGCUAAAGAUAUUCAAGUCCGACAAUUUUGAUCCCGAUGCCUACAUGCAGUCGAAGUGCCAGAGCAUGAACGAGAAGGAAAUAAGACACAUGUGUGCAUAUCUGCAAGAUCUAAAAAAGGCUUCCGCAGAAGAAAUGCGCAAGAGUGUUUAUGCUAAUUAUGCAGCAUUCAUUAAGACAUCAAAAGAAAUAUCAGAUCUUGAAGGUGAACUUCUUUCCAUUAGAAAUCUGUUAUCCUCUCAAGCCGCUUUAAUUCAUAAUUUAGCUGAAGGGGUUCAUGUUGAGUCUUUAUCUGAGGAUUCUAAAAAUGCUAAGGAGGAUAAUAUAACAAAAAUUGAUGAUCGAGAGCCUUCUGAGUUAGAAAAAUGGUUGCGAGAACUUGGUGAUAUACUUGAUGUUUUGCUUGCUGAAAGGAGAGUAGAGGAAGCUUUGGAUGCCUUGGAUGAAGCCGAACGAAUUGGCUCAGAUGCGAAAGAGAACCAGAUGCUGAGUUCAACUCAACUUUUGUUGCUAGAGAAUACUAUCAUCGAGCAUCGUCAGAAGUUAUCGGAUCAACUCGCUGAAGCAGCAUGUCAAUCAUCUACUCGUGGAGUGGAGCUUCGUGCGGCUGCCUCAGCUCUUAAAAGGCUCGGGGAUGGACACCGCGCCCAUAGUUUAUUGCUAAAUGCGCAUUACCGUCGGCUUCAGUAUAACAUGCAAACCAUUCAUCCAACAAGCACAUCCUAUGGAGGAGCAUAUACUGCCGCACUAUCGCAGCAAGUUUUCUCUGCCAUUGCUCAAGCUGUGAAUGAUUCUUUGGAAGUCUUCGGUGACGAUUCAGCAUAUUCAUCAGAACUUGUGACGUGGUCAGCAAAACAGGCGGAGGAUUUCGCACGUCUUGUAAAGAGACACGUGUUAGCUUCAUCUGCAGCUGCUGGAGGUCUAAGAGCUGCCGCGGAAUGUGUCCAAAUAGCCAUCGGACAUUGUUCGUUGCUGGAAGCUCGCGGGCUCUCCCUUUCUUCCGUUCUUCUGAAACUUUUCAGGCCCAGUGUUGAACAAGCAUUGGAAGCAAAUUUAAAGCGAAUUGAAGAGGGAACGGCAGCGCUGGCAGCUGCAGAUGAUUGGAUUCUUACACCACCUCCGUCUGGGACACGUUCGACAGGUAGAUCGGCUAGCACGAUAGCCAUUGUUCAGCCUAAACUUUCAAGCAGUGCACACCGUUUUAAUUCAAUGGUUCAGGAUUUCUUCGAAGAUGUAGGCCCACUUUUGAGUAUGCAGUUGGGCAGCUCCACAUUGGAUGGCCUUCUCAAAGUACUCAAUUCCUAUGUAAAUUUACUAAUUAAUGCCUUACCAGGCUCAAUGGAAGACGUCGAAAAUUUGGAAGGUUCAGCAAAUAAAAUUGUUAGAUUGGCAGAAACCGAAGUGCAACAGUUGGCUUUGUUGGCAAAUGCAUCUCUGUUAGCUGAAGAAUUGCUCCCACGAGCAGCCGCCAAGCUCAUUUCACAUUACCAGACCAGUGUGGCAGAUGAUUCUCGCAAAAAAAUGAGCGAUAGACAUAAUCGGUUGCCAGAACAAAGGGAAUGGAAGAGAAAAUUGCAGCGCUCUGUUGACAGACUUAGAGAUUCAUUUUGCAGGCAGCAUGCUCUAGAUCUUAUCUUCACAGAGGAUGGUGAAACACAUCUCAGCGCUGAAAUGUACUUAAGGAUGGAUGAUAGUCCUGAAGAACCAGAGUGGUCUCCCUCUCAAGUAUUCCUGGAGUUAUAUGCGAAGUUAAACAGGAUGUCUGCCAUAGCUGCUGACAUGUUUGUUGGAAGAGAACGAUUUUCAACAUUAUUAAUGAUGAGACUUACCGAAACAGUCAUACUAUGGCUAUCUGAAGACCAGAACUUCUGGGAAGAUAUCGAAGAAGGACCUCGACCUCUUGGCCCUCUUGGUCUUCAACAGUUCUAUCUGGACAUGCAAUUUGUUAUCCUAUUCGGGCAAGGUCGAUACUUAUCGAGGCACGUUCAUCAAGUUAUUGUUGAGAUCAUAGACAGAGCUAUGGCGGCGUUUUCAGCAACUGGAGUGGAUCCUGACAGUGUUCUUCCUCAUGAUGACUGGUUUAUUGAUAUUGCUCAAGAAAAUAUAAGUAGAAUAAGUGGGAAGGGGAGAAUGGGCAAUGGAGAGAGAGACCUCAACAGCCCAACAGCUUCAGUAUCUGCAAUGUCCAUGUCAUCAGUAAGAUCACAUGGAAGUUCCUGAUUCUGCAUUUUGCCCCUGUAUACUGAUCCCUGUAUAAUUAGUUUUGAUUUGUUUCAUUCAAUUUCUUCUGCUGCUGUGUUGCAUUUUUACCAUUAGGUCCUGAUUUAUUUUUUAUUUAGCAAUCAUGCUGAAAUUUUUCUUCUUUGUUAUGUCUGGAUCUGUAUAUGGUAAAUUUUCUGCAUCCAUUCUGAACACUGUAAAAUUCUUUGAACUGAGGACAUGAGAUCAUUGAUUUUCUGCUGCUGCAGACCGGUCUGUAAGAGGGGAAACUUGGGAAGGUUUGUUUUAUGAUUUUGAAAUUCUGUAGUGGGUUAUAAGGUAAUAUUAUUUAAGAAUUAGUUUGUGGUUUCUUUUCAUUA
Messenger RNA from Phalaenopsis equestris, 2986 nucleotides. RefSeq names its product exocyst complex component EXO84B-like. The record is from RefSeq and is a predicted model, not a curated record. Gene Ontology annotation, cellular component: exocyst. The transcript has 7 exons. Bases 285 to 2627 code for a protein of 780 amino acids. NCBI's taxonomy places the organism in Eukaryota, Viridiplantae, Streptophyta, Magnoliopsida, Asparagales, Orchidaceae. Gene Ontology annotation, biological process: Golgi to plasma membrane transport; exocytosis; intracellular protein localization.